AUGAGCUGUGAGGAAUAUCGAAAUGACUUAUCUGAAUGGUCUGAAUGCAUUAUACCGCAGGGUGAUCUUGUUCAUGCAAUUACCAGUUUCUUGAGAAGUGUUAAAGACUUCGGAUGUAAACUUCCUCCUCGGAAAAUUAUUAAGCUCGGACUGAAUUUUCUGCGCAACAAUUCAAAGAGCUAUUUGGAGCAUCCACUUUAUAAAAGAAUCAGUGUUCAAAGCUGCGGUAAAUGUGGUAGACGGAUUCGGUGCUGCAAGAGGUCAAAAUCAUUUUUAGCACAAGCUUAUGAGUCAGAAGCCUGUUCUGCAGCUGAUGCAUCCUGUAUCUUUGAUCCACUUUCAUCUACCGAUAUACAACAACUCAAGGAAAUUUAUCCAAAAGUAGCGGUACCACUGAAUAAAUGUGAUGUGUCAAGUUACGUAGCAGAAGAACUGCAAACAUUAAGUCAAGGACCGGCAUAUAAAUAUGUGGAACCACUGUUGUGCCAGAUUUUAGGCACCAGGAUACCCGCCGUAAAUUGCGUACUAUUUGGUGAUAAGUGCCAUUGCUGUUGCUUUUCAUACACUCCACAACGUGAUGGGAGAUGCCAUUUGAACAGCACUGAUAUCGGUUCAGCAACACAUUGUCCUUCACAAAUAUGA
Thelazia callipaeda (thelaziosis nematode) is the source of this 642-nucleotide messenger RNA. The record is from the annotation of a GenBank genome assembly. Lineage: Eukaryota; Metazoa; Nematoda; Chromadorea; Rhabditida; Thelaziidae.